Messenger RNA from Carassius carassius (crucian carp), 1554 nucleotides. RefSeq lists its product as uncharacterized. The transcript is spliced from 9 exons. Gene Ontology annotation, biological process: necroptotic signaling pathway; activation-induced cell death of T cells; negative regulation of apoptotic process. Gene Ontology annotation, molecular function: tumor necrosis factor receptor activity; protein binding. The record is from RefSeq and is a predicted model, not a curated record. Gene Ontology annotation, cellular component: CD95 death-inducing signaling complex; membrane raft; external side of plasma membrane. The coding region runs from base 123 to 1118 and encodes 331 amino acids. NCBI's taxonomy places the organism in Eukaryota, Metazoa, Chordata, Actinopteri, Cypriniformes, Cyprinidae.
GGGAGGGGAAUGACAGGAAGCCACAGCAGGUGAGGAAACGAUGAGAUGAACUGAUCAGAACAGAACUCAGACUGGCAGAAGACACAUAAAUUAGGGCUGAAAGAGUUUGGAUUCGACUAAUUAUGCUUGUGACAGUGUUAUCUGUAGCCAUGGUGAUGCUGACAGGUCACCUGAUGUAUGGGCUGCCUAUGGACGGAAAAAGGCGAAAUCCGAGGGCCCUUUCAGUAGAGCUGUGUGAUCCAGGAUAUUAUUACAAGUCUGGCUAUAAGUGUGUUCAAUGCGAACUCGGUUUCUACACAAGUGAGAAAAACAGAGAGGAUAGUUGCCACCGCUGCUUCCAGAACUGCAGACCUGAAUUCAACAUGGAGGUGGAGAAGAAUUGCACAAGCACAUCAAAUUUAGUGUGUCGCUGUCAAGAGGGUUACAUUUGUUUGACCGAUCCACACAUGGACCAAUGUGACACCUGUGUUGCUGUCUCCACCACAAUCCCAUCUUCCACCUCUGCUGAUGUCUCAUCAUCCACUACAUCCACCACUUCAUCUUCUAAGAUUGAACGGGGUGACAGUAGAUUUGUGGUGUGGAUUUUAUGUGGAUUAAGUUUUCUAAUGUUAUCCAUUAUCAUCCUUACGAUGUUCCUCCGGCUCUGCAGGAAGAAAGAGAAGGAAUGUUUUAAACAUUUUGUCAGGCAGUGCUCGUUGGGUGAUAUGGAGGUGGACAGUGAGACUGCACCUCCUACUAGCCAACCAGAUGAGCAGCCCCAUGCCCAGGAGAUGCUGUCACAUGACAGCACACCCACCAAUCACAACACAGACUGCUCGUUUCAUCAGCCAAUCAGCUCGGAGCAGGCUGUGCCUCCAGCUGGCAAUUUAGGCCCUCUUCACAUCUACGGUCCCAAGACAGUUUUUGUGAGUUUGCUCAAUCAAUUUGGACUGGAUGGCAGCGAGAAAAAAGCACACAAACUUCAAGAAGAAUCGCUAAGCAAUAUCAACGUGCCCUGCCCUCAGUCUCCCCCCGUCCAUCUGUCUGAGGAGGAAAGGAGCAGAGAGAACGAUUUCAUCUUCUUCCCAUCUCAAGAGCAAGGGAAAGAGUGCCACAUAUCUAAAGAAGAGGUGCUGUGAGGGAUAACGGAUUAUUUGUGUCCAUCUUCUUCCGUACUGUUCGAAUGUGGUGUGGUUUGUUUUAACUGAUGCUUCAUGAGUACCCAGUAGCAAAACUCUAACCCUGGCAGGGGAUUUCAUCUAGAGAGCAACAGGCUGUGUUAGGGGAAGGCCUGGGUGUGUGACUAACAGUAUGUACCACAUACUUGUUGCGUAUGAGCUUGACAGUUCAUGCCAGCUUUGCAAUAUCACCCAUAAACUACAUUUAUGCGUAACUACUGAUUCUAAACCAUCAGAAUGGCAGUGGGAUGCUGAUGUUGACUGUAGGAAGAGUCGAUACCAGUGGCUUUCACGUCUUACGAUGGCUGAAUGACUCUUAGGAAGUGUUUGAAAGCAAGAGCAGCUCUAAAACAUUCAGAAGACCAAAGAUUCACAUAUGUUGUGAAAUUUAUUUUAU